Messenger RNA from Lampris incognitus (smalleye Pacific opah), 6622 nucleotides. It is a transcript of the gene chd4a, whose product is annotated as chromodomain helicase DNA binding protein 4a. Gene Ontology annotation, cellular component: nucleus; chromatin; NuRD complex. NCBI's taxonomy places the organism in Eukaryota, Metazoa, Chordata, Actinopteri, Lampriformes, Lampridae. The record is from RefSeq and is a predicted model, not a curated record. Gene Ontology annotation, molecular function: ATP binding; DNA binding; chromatin binding. The transcript is spliced from 41 exons. The coding region runs from base 379 to 6264 and encodes 1961 amino acids. Gene Ontology annotation, biological process: negative regulation of transcription by RNA polymerase II; chromatin remodeling.
CGCGCGGGGUGUAAUGCGAGAGAAAGAGGAGACGGCGUCGUGUGCACACGCUGCCGGAUUAACGCGCAACACCAAAAAAAAAAAAAAUACCCCACCAAAAUAGCUUCGGCGUUUUUUCCCGGCGCCGUGGUGGAAAAGCUCCCGAGUGUCGCCCGGGAGAGAGAGAGAGACAAAACUGUACCCGGAGUUCCUGGUUUGUUUUUUUUUUUUUUUUUUUUUCGUCCUCGGGAAGCUGCGGGGGGAUCCAAGUUGACUCAAGACUGGGUCCAAACUCCGGGCCGAAACGGAUCACCCCCCCGUCGACGGACAACUUUGUUUGGUUAGCUAGCUAGCACUUUAGCUAACCGGAUUGAAAGUUUUCCGCCGCGCCGUCCCGCUAUGUCUGGGAGCGAAGAGGACAGAGAUGACUUCGGAGCCCCGGAGGAUCGCUUGAUGCACGAUGACGAAGAGGAGAUCUCAGAGAAUGAGACUCCCAAGGUGAAGAAGAAGAAAAAGGCCAAGAAGAGCCGAGAGAGCAAGAGCAGCAAGAGGCGGUCACGCAGAGAGGAGCUAGCCAUCAGCUCCCCGGAGCCGAUGGAUGUGACGGGGGUGGAAGAAGCGGAGGACGUGGGCCCCGCCCAGCGCUCUGACAGUGAGGGCAGUGACUACACCCCAGGGCGCAAGAAGAAGAAGAGAGCCAGCAGCAGCAAAGACAAAAAGAGGAGCAGCACAGGAGGUGACAGGAGUACUGGGGGCUCCUCCUCUGCUUCCAAGAGGAAGGACCCAGAGCCCGAAGAAGAGGAGGAGGACGAUGAUGACGAUAGCUCGGAGCCUAAGACGUCGUCACAGCUGCUGGAUGACUGGGGUAUGGAAGACAUUGACCACAUCUUCACUGAGGAAGACUAUCGUUCACUGACCAACUACAAGGCCUUCAGCCAAUUUGUCAGGCCUCUCAUAGCAGCCAAGAACCCCAAGAUUGCUGUGUCUAAGAUGAUGAUGGUGCUUGGGGCAAAGUGGCGUGAGUUUAGCACCAACAACCCACUGAGGGGCGCAGCAGCCGCCAAUGCUGCCCUGGCCACUGCCAAUGUGCCAGCUGCUGUCGACAAUAUGGUGUCAGAGGUCACGCCGGCCGCUCCUCCACCCCCCACCCCCGCAGAGCCAGCAGCACCUCCUGCACCACCCCUCCGCAAGGCCAAAACCAAGGAGGGCAAGGGUCCCAACGCCCGGAAGAAGUCGAAGCCUGCACCCAAACCUCAGGAAAAGAAAAAUAACUCAAAGACAAAGAAAGUGGCUCCUCUUAAAAUCAAACUGGGAGGAUUCAACAGCAAAAGGAAACGUUCCUCAAGUGAGGAGGAUGAGCCAGACGUGGACAGUGAUUUCGAUGAUGGCAGUAUGAACAGUGUCUCUGUGUCAGAUGGUUCCAACAGCCGCAGCAGUCGUGCCAAGAAGAAGCCCUCUAAGAGCAAACCCAAGAAGAAGAAAGUAGAGGUGGAAGAUGGAGACGGUUACGAGACAGACCACCAGGACUACUGUGAGGUCUGCCAGCAGGGUGGCGAAAUCAUUUUAUGUGACACCUGCCCCAGGGCCUACCACAUGGUCUGCCUGGACCCCGACAUGGAGAAGGCCCCCGAGGGCACCUGGAGCUGCCCCCACUGUGAGAAGGAGGGCAUUCAGUGGGAGGCCAGAGAGGAGGGCUCAGAUGGGGAGGAUGAAGCUGGGGAGACGGGUGAGCCGGAGGAGGAUGACCACCACAUGGAGUUCUGCAGAGUGUGCAAGGAUGGAGGGGAGCUGCUGUGCUGCGACUCUUGCCCCUCAUCCUACCACAUCCACUGUCUCAACCCCCCGUUACCAGAGAUCCCCAACGGAGAGUGGAUCUGCCCCCGCUGCACGUGUCCGCCCAUGAAGGGUAAGGUCCAGAAGAUACUAACGUGGCGCUGGGGAGACCCCCCACCCCCCACACCAGUGCCCCGCCCACCAGACCUUCCGGCCGACGCCCCCACUCCUGCCCCAUUGGCAGGGAGACCGGAGAGGGAGUUCUUUGCCAAGUGGUCCAACAUGUCAUACUGGCACUGCUCCUGGGUUACAGAAUUACAGUUGGAGCUCCACUGUCAGGUGAUGUUCAGGAACUACCAAAGGAAGAAUGACAUGGAUGAGCCACCACCCAUUGACUUCGGUGGUGAGGGAGAAGAGGACAAGAGCUCCAAAAGGAAGAACAAGGAUCCUCUGUAUGCCCAGAUGGAGGAGAAGUACUACCGCUUCGGCAUUAAGAUGGAGUGGCUCAUGAUCCACCGCAUCCUCAACCACAGUGUGGACAGGAAAAAUAAUGUCCACUACCUGAUCAAGUGGAGAGAGCUGCCAUAUGACCAAGCAACCUGGGAGUCUGAGGACAUGGAGAUACCAGAGUUUGACACCUAUAAACUGCAGUACUGGAAUCACAGAGAGCUCAUGAUGGGAGAUGAAGGGAAGCCAGGGAAGAAGAUAAAGGUCAAGGGGAAGGUGAAGAGACUGGACCGGCCUCCAGAGAACCCAGUAAUCGAUCCCACUAUCAAGUUUGACCGGCAGCCUGAGUACCUGGAUAGCACAGGAGGAACCCUCCACCCUUACCAGCUGGAGGGGCUGAACUGGCUGAGGUUCUCCUGGGCUCAGGGCACCGACACCAUCCUGGCCGACGAGAUGGGUCUGGGAAAGACGGUUCAGACCGCAGUGUUUCUCUACUCACUCUACAAAGAGGGUCAUUCCAAGGGGCCCUUCCUGGUUAGUGCCCCACUCUCUACCAUCAUCAACUGGGAGAGAGAGUUUGAGAUGUGGGCCCCUGACAUGUAUGUGGUGACCUACGUGGGAGACAAGGACAGUAGGGCCGUCAUCAGGGAGAACGAGUUCUCCUUUGAAGACAACGCCAUCCGCGGGGGAAAGAAAGCCUCAAGGAUGAAGAAAGACUCAUCAGUGAAGUUCCACGUCCUCCUGACCUCCUACGAGCUCAUCACCAUAGAUAUGGCCAUCCUGGGCUCUAUAGACUGGGCAUGUCUAGUGGUGGAUGAGGCCCACCGACUUAAAAACAACCAGUCCAAGUUUUUCCGGGUGCUAAACAACUACCCUCUGCAACACAAACUGCUGCUGACCGGGACGCCUCUUCAGAACAACCUUGAGGAGCUGUUCCACCUGCUCAACUUCCUCACACCUGAGAGGUUCAGUAACCUCGAAGGUUUCCUGGAGGAGUUUGCAGAUAUCGCCAAGGAGGACCAGAUCAAGAAGCUCCACGACAUGCUAGGUCCCCACAUGUUGAGGAGACUGAAGGCCGAUGUCUUUAAACACAUGCCCUCAAAGACCGAACUCAUCGUCAGGGUGGAGCUCAGCCCUAUGCAGAAGAAGUACUACAAGUUCAUCCUGACAAGAAAUUUUGAGGCCCUCAACACAAGAGGAGGAGGCAACCAGGUGUCCCUACUCAAUGUCGUCAUGGACCUCAAGAAAUGCUGCAACCAUCCCUACCUCUUCCCCGUGGCUGCCAUGGAGGCGCCCAAGAUGCCCAACGGGAUGUACGACGGCAGCGCACUCACAAAGGCUGCCGGGAAACUGUUGCUGCUGCAGAAAAUGUUGAGGAAGUUGAAGGAGGGAGGACACAGGGUACUCAUCUUCUCUCAGAUGACUAAGAUGCUUGAUCUCCUGGAGGACUUCCUGGAGAAUGAGGGUUACAAAUAUGAAAGAAUUGACGGAGGGAUUACUGGAGGAAUGAGACAGGAAGCUAUUGACCGAUUCAAUGCUCCUGGAGCUCCGCAGUUUGCCUUCCUGCUGUCGACCAGGGCAGGAGGUCUGGGUAUCAACCUGGCUACUGCAGACACGGUCAUCAUCUAUGACUCUGACUGGAACCCCCACAACGAUAUCCAGGCCUUCAGUAGAGCCCAUCGUAUUGGUCAGAAUAAGAAAGUGAUGAUCUACCGCUUCGUCACUAAAGCCUCUGUAGAGGAGAGGAUCACUCAGGUUGCAAAAAAGAAAAUGAUGCUGACCCACCUGGUGGUUCGGCCCGGCCUGGGGUCUAAGACAGGCUCCAUGUCCAAACAGGAACUGGACGACAUCCUCAAGUUUGGUACAGAGGAGCUUUUCAAGGAUGAGGGAGAAGGAGAGAACAAGGAGGAGGACAGCAGUGUGAUCCACUAUGACGACAAAGCCAUAGACCGUCUGCUGGACCGGAACCAGGAUGCCACUGAGGACACAGAGAUCCAGAGUAUGAACGAAUACCUCAGCUCCUUCAAGGUGGCCCAGUACGUGGUCAAGGACGAGGAAGAGGCGGAGGAAGAGGUUCAGAGGGAGAUCAUCAAACAGGAGGAGAGCGUGGACCCAGACUACUGGGAGAAGCUCCUCCGCCACCACUAUGAGCAGCAGCAGGAGGACUUGGCCCGCAAUCUGGGCAAGGGCAAGCGUAUCCGCAAGCAGGUCAACUACAAUGAUGGUUCCCAGGAGGACAGGGCUGAUUGGCAGGACGACCAGUCAGAUGGCCAAUCCGACUACUCUGUGGCAUCAGAGGAGGGCGAUGAGGACUUUGAUGAGCGGACAGAGGCCAACUCUCGCAGGCCGAACAGGAAGGGCCUAAGGAAUGACAAAGACAAACCACUGCCCCCCCUGCUGGCCAGGGUGGGAGGCAACAUCGAGGUGUUGGGUUUCAACUCUCGGCAGAGGAAGGCCUUCCUGAAUGCGGUGAUGCGUUAUGGGAUGCCCCCUCAGGACGCUUUCACCACCCAGUGGCUGGUCAGAGACCUCCGAGGGAAGUCUGAGAAAGAAUUCAAGGCCUAUGUAUCUCUGUUUAUGAGACACCUUUGUGAGCCAGGGGCAGAUGGAGCUGAGACGUUCGCUGACGGUGUCCCCAGGGAAGGGUUAUCAAGACAACAUGUCCUCACCCGCAUCGGCGUCAUGUCACUCAUCCGCAAAAAGGUUCAGGAGUUUGAGCAUGUUAAUGGCCAGUGGUCCAUGCCCUGGAUGGCUGAGCUGGAGGAGAGCAAGAAGGCUGCUGCCGCCAUAGCCCACCCCGACUCCCCUGGCAAGACGCCCUCCACGGGCACACCUGUAGACACCCAGCCCAACACACCUGCCACAGUUGACGACUCCUCCAAGAGCGACGAGGCAGCGAAAGAUGCAGAGAAGGAGAUGAAAAGGGAUGGAGAAGCAGAAAAGGAUGGCAAGAAUGACGAUGAGGUGAUUGCCAUACCAGAUGAUGAUGAGAGGAGUCCAAUAGCAGAGCAGAGGAUAAAGAAGGAGGAGAAGAACGGCGAGGAGGCCAUGGAGACGGACAAGCCCAGCAAUGGGGAAGCAGACAAGGAGAAAGAUGGGGAGAAAGAGAAGGAGAGCACAGAGGGGGGUGAAGAGACCAAGUCUCCACCUGAGGCCAAGACGGAAGGGUCAGAGGUCAAAUCAGAUUCAGCCUCUGAGGCCAAAGCAGAGGACAAGAAGGAAGACAAAACGGAAAAAAUGGACACCACUCCAGCUGCUGAUGAAAAGAAAGACCAGAAGGAGGAGAAGGAGGGGCUAAAGCCUGAGGAGGGGGCCAAGCUGCAAAAUGGAGACAGCGGCAAAGAGGGCGGAGCUAUUGGGGGUGGGGCUGCAGGGGGUGGAACCAGCGAGGAAAAGAAGAAAGCCAAGACCAGGUUCAUGUUCAACAUUGCUGACGGAGGAUUCACAGAGCUCCAUUCUUUGUGGCAGAAUGAGGAGCGUGCUGCCACAGUUACCAAGAAGACCAACGAGAUCUGGCACCGUCGCCAUGACUACUGGCUGCUGGCUGGCAUCAUACAACAUGGUUACGCUCGCUGGCAGGACAUUCAAAAUGAUGUGAAGUAUGCCAUCCUCAACGAGCCCUUCAAGGGAGAGAUGAACCGCGGCAACUUCCUGGAAAUCAAAAACAAGUUCCUGGCUAGGAGGUUCAAGCUGCUGGAGCAGGCCCUAGUAAUCGAGGAGCAGCUCCGGCGAGCGGCCUACCUCAACAUGUCAGAGGAUCCCUCCCACCCUUCCAUGGCCCUCAACACACGCUUCAGUGAGGUGGAGUGUCUGGCCGAGUCCCACCAACACCUCAGCAAGGAGUCUAUGGCCGGGAACAAGCCGGCUAACGCCGUCCUGCACAAAGUUCUGAAGCAGCUGGAGGAGCUGCUCAGCGACAUGAAGGCGGACGUCACCCGCCUUCCGGCAACCAUUGCCCGGAUACCGCCGGUUGCCGUGCGACUCCAGAUGUCAGAAAGGAACAUUCUGAGCCGACUGGCGAGCAGAGGCCCAGAGACACAGACACAACAGAUGUCACAGCAGUAGCCUGAACCUCAGCUCGCCUCUUCCUCCUGUACCUCAUAAAACCCGCCUCCCUCGUUUCCCACCUCAACAUUCCUGAUUGGUGCACAGCAGAUGACGGACAAGUCGCCUAAGCUUGAAGCCACGCCCCAUUCACUUUUUUUGCCCCCCCCCCCCCCUUCCCAAACAGACUUUGCAAAGUUUCUAGAGAAUUCAAACCUCCUUUCCACCCUUCCCCCCACUUUGAGGCUGUGGACAAAAAAAAAGCUAUUUUAUUUUAUUUUUUUUUUAUUUUAUUUUUUUUCAAUUUCUGUAUUAAUAUUAUUGAUAUAAUGUUAUUAUGAUGGUUUUUUGGGACCUAAAUAAACAAAAUGUAAUAAAG